AUGCUCGGUCGCCUCACUCACUACGCAUUUGAUGCGGUUCUCUUCUCCGCCUUUCUAGCAGGUGUCAAACGCUCAACUGGCCUCACCCCUAGUGUUAAUUCAGACAAGAUCACUGAGAACAAGGAUGUCAAGAAAUGGGUUGACAACUACCUCGGCGUUGGUGAAUGGGUGAUGGAUCAGUCCGUCGCUGUCAUGGGCUCAUCUGCCUGGUUCGAACGACGCCGCUGA
Messenger RNA from Penicillium paradoxum, 228 nucleotides. RefSeq names its product DUF1748 domain-containing protein. Gene Ontology annotation, cellular component: cytoplasm. The record is from RefSeq and is a predicted model, not a curated record. The transcript has 4 exons. NCBI's taxonomy places the organism in Eukaryota, Fungi, Ascomycota, Eurotiomycetes, Eurotiales, Aspergillaceae. Bases 1 to 228 code for a protein of 75 amino acids.